Messenger RNA from Orbicella faveolata, 2990 nucleotides. RefSeq names its product vesicular glutamate transporter 2-like. Gene Ontology annotation, molecular function: transmembrane transporter activity. Gene Ontology annotation, cellular component: membrane. The record is from RefSeq and is a predicted model, not a curated record. Lineage: Eukaryota; Metazoa; Cnidaria; Anthozoa; Scleractinia; Merulinidae. Gene Ontology annotation, biological process: monoatomic anion transport; transmembrane transport.
UUAACUUUCGAAUGGAAACCGAUAAAUAAUUGUUAAAGGAAAUGUUAUCGAAACCUGUGUGGAGUGCAGGGGCAAAUGCAAGGGAACGACAGCUCACAUGACACUUCAAAAGGUGCGAAGAAUACUUAAACUUUUCACCGUUUGCGUUGUCGUCAACAAAGAUUGUUUAAUGUUUAUCUAAGACAAAAUGCCUGUUUAUGCGCCUCCAAAGCGCUAUGUAUUGUCUGGAAUGAUUUUUAUUGGCUUUUUUGCGAUGUCUGGUUUGAGAGUAAACUUGAAUGUCGCUAUCGGCGCAAUGGUCAACAAUCACACCGCCGUAGUGGACGGAGAGACUAUCUGUAGGGAACCAGAAUUUAAAUGGGAGCCUGAGCUAAAAGGUGUGAUUCUUGGUGCAUUCUAUUACGGCUACAUGGUGUUCCAAAUCCCUGGGGGCUGGUUGGCGUUACGAGUGGGCGGGGCUCGUCUUUUCGGAGCAGCAGUCCUUGCUGCAUCAGUACUCACUUUGUUAACCCCAGCGGCUGCUCGCUGGAGUCCUGCUGCUCUUAUUGUGUUGAGAAUAUUAGAAGGCCUCGCGCUGGGUGUUUUAUUUCCUUGUAACCACGCUAUCUGGAGCCGAUGGGCGCCAUCUGCCGAGAGAACAACUCUGGUGACUGUUUCCAUCACAGGAGGUAGCAUCGGCUAUUUACUCACUAUGCCAGUUUCCGGUCUAUUGACUAAAUAUGGCUUUGAUGGAGGCUGGGCCUCUGUAUUUUACUGCUUUGGUGUUUUCGGCAUUGUGUGGUAUGUUGUCUGGUUGAUGGUCGUGUACGAGUCUCCUGCAUUGCAUCCCACGAUAUCAACUGAAGAACAAAGAUUAAUACAAGAAACAGCAUUGGAUCUAUCCAAGGUGGACAAGAUUAUUAUCCCUUGGAAAUCUAUUCUUUUGUCACCACCAGUGUGGGGAAUAAUUGCUGCCAACUUUGCUUUAGACUGGGCGUUUUAUAUUUUGCUGAUAUCAAUGCCGACUUUUCUGAUAGAUGUCAUGAAAACAACCAUCACCAAGAUGGGUUUCUUAGCUGCAGCACCUUUUCUCGUCAAAGGGCUGUGUUCUCCAUUGUCGGGAUUAGCGGCAGAUGUUCUUAGAAAGAGCAAAGUGUCAACCAAAAAUGUUAGGAAAGUUUUUUAUGCUGCAGGUAGGCCACCACAUGUUUAUGCCAUUCUUAAUGUCCGUCCGUCCGUCAGUCAGUCAGUCAAUCGGACAGACAGACAGAGACAGACAGACAGACAAAUAGACCGACAGACAGUCAGUCAGUUCGUAAGUGGAGCUGUCUGUUGGUCAAUCGGUCGGUCAGUUGAUCACGGGUUGCUUUUCUUUGCAGACAAAAUGCCUGUUUAUGCGCCUCCAAAGCGCUAUGUAUUGUCUGGAAUGAUUUUUAUUGGCUUUUUUGCGAUGUCUGGUUUGAGAGUAAACUUGAAUGUCGCUAUCGGCGCAAUGGUCAACAAUCACACCGCCGUAGUGGACGGAGAGACUAUCUGUAGGGAACCAGAAUUUAAAUGGGAGCCUGAGCUAAAAGGUGUGAUUCUUGGUGCAUUCUAUUACGGCUACAUGGUGUUCCAAAUCCCUGGGGGCUGGUUGGCGUUACGAGUGGGCGGGGCUCGUCUUUUCGGAGCAGCAGUCCUUGCUGCAUCAGUACUCACUUUGUUAACCCCAGCGGCUGCUCGCUGGAGUCCUGCUGCUCUUAUUGUGUUGAGAAUAUUAGAAGGCCUCGCGCUGGGUGUUUUAUUUCCUUGUAACCACGCUAUCUGGAGCCGAUGGGCGCCAUCUGCCGAGAGAACAACUCUGGUGACUGUUUCCAUCACAGGAGGUAGCAUCGGCUAUUUACUCACUAUGCCAGUUUCCGGUCUAUUGACUAAAUAUGGCUUUGAUGGAGGCUGGGCCUCUGUAUUUUACUGCUUUGGUGUUUUCGGCAUUGUGUGGUAUGUUGUCUGGUUGAUGGUCGUGUACGAGUCUCCUGCAUUGCAUCCCACGAUAUCAACUGAAGAACAAAGAUUAAUACAAGAAACAGCAUUGGAUCUAUCCAAGGUGGACAAGAUUAUUAUCCCUUGGAAAUCUAUUCUUUUGUCACCACCAGUGUGGGGAAUAAUUGCUGCCAACUUUGCUUUAGACUGGGCGUUUUAUAUUUUGCUGAUAUCAAUGCCGACUUUUCUGAUAGAUGUCAUGAAAACAACCAUCACCAAGAUGGGUUUCUUAGCUGCAGCACCUUUUCUCGUCAAAGGGCUGUGUUCUCCAUUGUCGGGAUUAGCGGCAGAUGUUCUUAGAAAGAGCAAAGUGUCAACCAAAAAUGUUAGGAAAGUUUUUUAUGCUGCAGGAGCUGUAGCAAGUGGAUUUCUAGUUUUAAUAGCAGGAUACUCGCUAAACGUCACAAUUGUCGUUAUCUGCAUGAGUCUUGCGGGAAUGACUACGUCACUAGCCUUCCCAGCAUACACUGUGAACAUGCUGGACAUUGCACCUCGCUACUCUAGUAUCAUCAUGGGAGUGUGUAACACAGUUGGAACAACAGCUGGUUUUGUUAGUCCAACUAUUGUGGGCUUUAUCACCCAAGAUAAGACUGCAGAAGAAUGGCAGGGAGUAUUCUGGCUGACUUUUGCAAUAUUAGUUGGUGGGACGGUCAUCUUUUGUGUCUUGCUGUCGGGAGAACGUCAGGAAUGGGACAAAGCUACUUCAAAACCCACUGAUGAUGCUAUGGAAUCACAAUAUGCUGCUGGCAGAUAACAAAUCACGAAUAACGAAUAACGAAACUACUUUUGCGUUACGCUACUACGCGCGCAGUCUCUACUUAUGUACUAUUGCCUCGAGUUUGACGACCUGAAAAGACAUUUUGGUUUCACGAAAACCAUCAGUGAUGGUUUGAUUUGUAGAACAGUAAUUUACAAAUGAAAAGAACCAAUUUUGGAAAUGGAGGCCAACUCACUGUUUCCCGUUGAGCCAGUCAUUAAGUGUUUUGUUAUGC